Messenger RNA from Condylostylus longicornis, 1903 nucleotides. RefSeq lists its product as uncharacterized. The transcript has 3 exons. Bases 407 to 1534 code for a protein of 375 amino acids. Lineage: Eukaryota; Metazoa; Arthropoda; Insecta; Diptera; Dolichopodidae. The record is from RefSeq and is a predicted model, not a curated record.
UAAAGUGUCGGUCGGUUUUAAAUAUAAAAUUAAAAAAAAAAAAACUAAAAAUAUAUUUAAAAAAAAAAAAUACAAUAAAAAAUAUAAAAUAAUAUAAAAUUAUCUAAAAAUUAAUUAACUGGCAUUCACAUAAAAUAAAGUACAAAGGCAGAAAAUCUUAAAAUGUGACCUUUAAGUGCGUUUUAUAAUUUGAAAAAAUUCAAUAGCAACAAAAUUAUAAAAACUUUUAUCAGCAAUUUAGUGCAUCUGAACAUUUGACAUUCAUUAUUAAAUAUAUAUAAACAUACAUACUUAUGUAUGUAAUAUAAAUUACUUUAAAAGUGUUUAAAAAUAAAAAGUAUAAGAAAAAAUUUAAAUCUUCAAGAUUUUAAUAAAAAAAAUAAUUAAGAAAAAAAAAAAAAUUGAAAUGGCAACUCCACGCUCAACAGCACCAGCCACACCAGUAUUAGCUGUAUCCUGCCGAAUGUUACGUUCACCAUCUCAUGAAAGUGUUACAACAGAUUUAUCAUUAUUUUCAGUGUCAUCUUUACAGUCAGAGGCCUUAGGUAAACAUCGAGUUUUCGCUUUAAAAGAACAGAGGGGCCCUAGUCCAAAUCCAGAAGCAAAACUUCAUUUAACACGUCCAGCUAAUAUACCAGAAAUAACAUGGUUUGAAGAAGGCAACGAUUUAAUACGUAGUUGUGCAGCAUUAUCAUCAGCAUUAGGAAUGCAAAAAAGUUUUAGUACAAGUGAUAUAGCACAAUUACCGUUACCCGAAUCUCAAACAAAUCAAUUACGUUCAACAGUAUCAGAAUUGGCAUUAAAUUCAUUACAACGUUGUGGCUAUAUGUUAGAAAAUCCACGUUUAGAUCAUACAUCAAGAUCAUGUUCAACAUGGGUUGCAGUUGGUGAAUUAGCAUCAACAUCUCAAUUACCAUCACCGCAUGGUGGUUCUGUUAAUCCACCAGCAUUAACAAAUACUAGUACACCACCACCCCCUCCAGCAUUUACAGCUGCCGACCUUAUACGAUCAGUUAACAAAAAAGUCCGACAAAAUUAUAUAAGACGCCGUCUAUUAACAACUUAUCGUGCUUUAGAACGUUUAUCACAAAGUGAAUUUAAUUUAGAUCGAUUAGAAGCUGCAGCUGUAGCUGCAGCAUCAAUUAAUAGUGGUAAUACAAAAAUUGGAAUGAUAGGUGGACCAGGUCCAACAGAACUUGUCGUUCCAACAAAUAUAUUACAAAAACAACAGCCAACAAAAAAUAGCUCAACAAGUACAUCAUCAUCAAUAAAUAAAAAUGUUAUUAAAAAUACCGGAAAUGAUAAUAAAAAAUGUAAAGAAACAACUGAUACUGCCAAACAAGUUUCACAAACUAAAGCUAUUUUAUGUGAACAAUUAAAAAAGAAAAUAAGCAUGAAUGUUAAUCAAAAUUUAACAAUUCAUGAUAUAGAAAGGGAACGUGGAAAACCAUUAUCGAAAUAUGAAAGAAAUAUGAUGAUAUUCAAUUGGUUACAUUCCUUAGAUGAAACUUCAACAGUAGAGGAUAUGCCUUAAAUAUUAAAAAAAAAGAAAAACAAAAUAAAAAUAUUAAUCUAAUAAAAAAUUAAUUCUUGCAUAUUUCUUUCUCAAACAUGGAAGUUAUAAAAUCUAUAUAUAGUAAAGAGUAAACAAUUUCAAUAAAAAAAUGAAAACAAUUUAUAAAUAAAAAAUUAAUUACUAUACAAAAAAUACGAAUUUGUUUUCAUUUUUAUAUUAUAUUUAAUUUAGUGUAAAAGAACUGAUGCUUAAAUGUUCAUAUAAAAAAAAAAAAUUAAAUUAUAUAAUUAAAUUUAAUUUUAUAAUAAAAGAAUGCAUUCAUAUAUAUUAAAAGUUUAUAAAAUAGAAAAAGAUCAAUUAUAGAUUAUGUUAAAAAAGUAAAAUUUA